Messenger RNA from Funneliformis caledonium, 135 nucleotides. Lineage: Eukaryota; Fungi; Glomeromycota; Glomeromycetes; Glomerales; Glomeraceae. The record is from the annotation of a GenBank genome assembly.
GCAUCGAGUAAUAUAAUAUCCGAAUCACCAAUGUUUGAUACAAAAUUAAUUGGUCAAAAUUUGGUUUUAAUGCUUGUCGGUGAUAAAAAAUCAAUUGAUGAGCGCGAUAAAUCGACUCGUCUCAUCAACUAUUGA